This is a messenger RNA of Centruroides sculpturatus (bark scorpion), 9366 nucleotides long. RefSeq names its product proto-oncogene tyrosine-protein kinase ROS-like. Gene Ontology annotation, biological process: positive regulation of kinase activity; regulation of TOR signaling; multicellular organism development. Gene Ontology annotation, molecular function: transmembrane receptor protein tyrosine kinase activity; ATP binding; protein binding. Lineage: Eukaryota; Metazoa; Arthropoda; Arachnida; Scorpiones; Buthidae. The transcript is spliced from 48 exons. The coding region runs from base 1552 to 9255 and encodes 2567 amino acids. The record is from RefSeq and is a predicted model, not a curated record. Gene Ontology annotation, cellular component: signaling receptor complex; membrane.
UGAGUUUAUUCAUUUAUCUUUCGAGUGUAUUAUUCAUUUUAAAUCUUCAGUCUACUGAAAUUAAAGUUUACCUUUGAAGCUUCAUGUUUGAAGACUGCAGUUUUUGCUAGAAGCUUCAAUAAAGCACAAGUUUCUUUCAUCAGUGAGAAAAACUUGAGUUGAUAUUAACUUCCUACUUCUUUCUUUUUGUUCGUACUAUGAAUAGUUAUGGAGCCAUAUUCUGGUCACUUACCUCUCGUCUCUUCUUUCAGAAACGAAUGACGUCAAAACGAGAGACGAAUUUCGUCUCUCAGAGACAGGUGGUCACUUUUAACGAUCUCGUCUUUAUUGAUGACGUCAUGAUUCUACUAGGUUGAUUAUACUGUAUAUGUUUGGAUUAUCUGCGCGCGCAACAUAUCACAGAAUUUUAACCAAUGAAAUUGUAAGGUUUCCGAAAAUGCAGAAUAAGAACACAUAGAGCACGUGGUACGACACGAGGUAACCAAAAUGUCUCGAGUAACGUUAUCUUCGGAAUAAAUGGAAGUUUUGGUAAUCGAGCUUCAAAAGCGUCCGCAUUUAAUUGAGGGAAAAUUGGAUGGAAAUAUUUCAAAAAAUACUUUGCGAGACGGAUGGCUAGAAAUAAGAGGUAAAAUCAACAGUAUAGCCAAUGAUCGAAGUGGAAUCAUUAAAAAAAAAAAAAAAAAUGAAGUGGCGUUCCCGAAUUAAAUGUAAAGCGGCCGCUCUAAGAAAAGACUUCCGAGAUUAGUUUUUAUGUACACAUCUUGUAGCGCUACUUUUGUAAUUUAUCUUACGAUACAAAACCAGGCUACAUAUAAAAACUUAAUCUUUAAUUUCUUAUGUAUUGUACAUGAGAUAUGAUGCUACACUACUGGAUGAACAUAGAAUCGAGAACACGUGCGUACAGAGCGAGGUUCGAAUUCAAAGCGUGAGAUCAUAGUGUCAGGUUGCCAGGUCUGUUAAGUUCAGAGUUCCUACUGGUGGCGACUUUUGUAUUUAUGGCCAAAGCUGUUGCCACACAUCUGUUCAUAAAUUUAUUUCAAUAAUGAGUGUGUACGUCUAAAAGAGUAGAAUUAUCUGUGUUCAACCUAGUGCUGUCAUCUUGUAUGGGUGUAAAAUGUGGGCAUGGCAGAAGAAAAUUGAAAGUGGAAUGAAAGCUGUUCCUGCAUGCAGCUUGUGCCAAAUGCUCAUGGAUAGGAUAAGGAAUGAAAGGAUUUAUGAGUUGUGUGGAAUGCAAAAGCAAGUGAGUGAGCGGGCACAAGGGAUGUUGCUAAGGUGGUUGGGAUGUGUGGAGCACAUGAGCAAUGAACGACUGUUAAAGUGAGUCUGUGUUGGUGAGAUUUGUGGCAAGCGGUCUAGGGGCUGCCUGCUAAAGAGAUGGACAGAUGGUGUGUGAGAUGCUUCAAUUGCAAAGAAUAUUGUGAGUAUGCAUGGAUGAAGUCAGCAUAAAUGUGUAUGAAAGGCCUCAAUGAGUAUGGAAGAAGCGAGAGAAAUAUGUUUGGAUCAAGCAGUGUGGAGGCAGCUCAUUCACUGUCAUUCUGAAAGGGAAAAGGCAUGAAUUGUUCUGAAGGAUGUAAUCAUUGGAAUAAAUCAAUCAAUUCAUCUUGCAAGGAAGUGUGUCAAACUUCAAAGAACUCCUCAAAUCAAUGGGGUCUAUACUGCACAAUGGGUUGUAAUUUUGCAGUUACUGCAUACAUUCAAUUAUUGAAAGAUGAAAUUGGUAUACCUUCAGCUCCUUACCUUGUUGCUGGAUCUCAAACACAUAAUUCUGUAACAAUAAAGUGGGAAAAAUCAAAAUAUAGUAAUAUAACAUAUUUAGUACAAUGGUGUUAUGAAUCAAAUCCUAAAGAAUGGAAAUAUUAUGAUUCUGAAAACCCACUAGAAACAAAUGUUCUUCAAAUAAAACACCUCUAUCCUUACACAAAAUAUAAGUUCCGCAUAGCAUGGAUAUUAUUACCUCAUUAUAAACCUUUAUUAUCUAAGGAGAGCUUUGCAAUUACAACAACAUCUUAUGGUGUGCAUUUUUAUUAUAUACAACCAGUUGUUGAAGAGGAUGUUUUAGAUAAGACAGAUAAACCUUAUUAUAUGUUUACAAAUUUGCAUCCAAAUACAACUUAUGUUAUAGCUGUGGCAGCAAGAAAUAAUGUAGGAGAAGGGCCAUCUGAUAGCAGAAACAUAACAACACCAGAAAAAGAAAGAAAUUCAAAAUCUCAGAUGGUAGAUCCAUACCUCUUAUUUCCUACUCAACACUGUAUAGCAAAACACAGUUUAUCUAUUUCUGAUGUUGAAGAAGUAAUUUUUUGUCCAGCGAAUAAAUCAGCUUUUAUUACUGGCAUGGCAUUUCAUAUGAGAGAAGAAAAAAUAUAUGUUUCUGACUCUACAGGUUCUAUUUAUUGCAUCUCUAUGUAUGAAAAAUUUCAAUUAAAUCCACCAAUUAUUGAAGCAAGAUCUUCAGUUUCAACUUUAUUAACUCUUGAUUGGUUAAACAAUCAUUUAUAUAUGGUUGUAGAAAAUAAGAUAAACAGAUGUGAAUUAAAUGGAAGUAACUGCAGGACAGUAAUUGAAAAUCUAUAUAAACAGCCUAGUGAUUUACAUGUAGAUCCCUUUCAUGGGUUUGUAUUCUUAGUAGAUUUACAUGAUAUAUCUCUUAAGCCUGCAUUUGAAAAUGACAUUCAGUUAAUCAUAAAGGAUUAUAAUUUAGAGACAUUUACAAUUGAUUAUAUGAAUUUUAGAAUUUUAAUUCCAAAUGCUACAUUAAAUACAAUUAUAGCUACUUCUCUUGAUGGUACUGAUAGCAUUGAUAUUCGAUAUAAUUCACACAGUCCACAUUUUUCCAAUGUAAAAAGUUUAACUUAUCAUAACAAUUUGUUUUAUUGGACAACUGGCACAAGCAUAUAUGGAGAAGAAUAUCAUUCUAAAGUAGAUAAAUAUUAUCGCAAUAAAUUUCUUAUUAAAGCUAAUUAUAUUUCAAAUGUAAAAGUGCUUCAUAUUGACUCUCAACCAUAUCCAGUUCCCUUGAAUGAAGUAGAAAAUGUUCAAGCACUUUUUCAAGAUGAAACAGCCAAAAUAUUUUGGUCAAAACCAAAACUGUUAAAUGAUGUUGGAAAGGGUGCCUGGCAGAAAUGGUUCUAUGAAAUUCAUCUUUUUGAUCAUGUCAAAAAUCUCACAAUAUUUGGAAAUAGGACUGCAAAUAAUAUUUACAAAAUUUUUACUUUGAGACCAAACACAACCUAUUCAAUAAAAAUAAGAGCAUGCAGUCUUGGUGGAAAAGGAGAAUGGUCAUCUGAAUUUGUAGGAAAGACAUUAAUGCAAAAUAAUUCACCAGGUUAUCCAUAUAUUAUUUGGAGUUCAAGAGAAGGAAUUAUAAAAUCUGAUAUUAUAGGAGAAAAUGUAGAACCAUUAAUUUAUAAUAUAAAAUUAGAUGAAAUUGGCGUAACAGUGAAAGGAGAAUUAACUGACAUUAAUGUAAUUCCCGAUAGUAUUCUUGAAAAAGAUAUAUGGGUAGAGGGUAUGUGGAACAAUUUCACUAUUGUAUGGAACUCUAUUACAAAUGUUAAUUAUGGAGAUAUAUUUUAUGAAAUUAAAUUGAAUGGUCCAGAAGAUAUAAAUGGAGAGAUAUCAAGAGCCAAUUUAGAUGGAACACAACCAGAAUCUCUUUCUAUAAAUACUUUGGCUGAAAAACUUGUCAUUGAUUCUCCAUCAGGACAUCUUUAUUGGUCAACAACUCAUUCUGUUGAAGGAUCAAAUUUAAAUGGUGAUAAUACAUAUACAUAUAUGCAGACUGGUGUAUUUUCAGGUAAAAGAGUAAUGGGCCUCACUUUGAAUUAUGAUCAACAAAAAAUAUAUUGGACAAUUAGAAAUUAUGAAGGUUCUUGGCUUUAUAGUGCAAAAACCUUGAAAAAUGUUUUUGGCAGAAAUAAAGAUGAUGUCAUAGAAUUGAUAGCACAGUUACCAGAAAAUGCUAUUCAAGGUCCCCUAUGGUAUUUUAGUGAUCGUCUUUUCUGGAUUAAUGAAGAGAAAGAAGCAUUAAUUAGUGAUAUGUCUGGAAGAAAUGUUGCAUGUUUUAAACAUGUAGGACUAAAAGAUUUGGAAACUCUCACUAUUAUUGAUCCAGCUCUACAGCCAUAUCCAAUGAAAGGAGAAUUAACUGACAUUAAUGUAAUUCCCGAUAGUAUUCUUGAAAAAGAUAUAUGGGUAGAGGGUAUGUGGAACAAUUUCACUAUUGUAUGGAACUCUAUUACAAAUGUUAAUUAUGGAGAUAUAUUUUAUGAAAUUAAAUUGAAUGGUCCAGAAGAUAUAAAUGGAGAGGAUCCUGUGGAAUGGAGACUCUUUAUUGACUUGUUAAAGUUCAGCCUUAAAGGAGUUUUGCCAUACAAUGGCAACAAACAUUCGUCUGUUCCAGUUGCUCAUGCUGUUCACAUAAAAGAAACUUACAACAACAUGAAGGCAGCUGCUGAGCAUAACAAGUCAUGGGUGAUUUGUGACGCCCAGCAGCUGCCUAAAUGUUUAUCUACUGAUGCUGUGAAUGUGUUAAAUCCUUCAUCACCAGAAAAUCCUAGAAUUUUUAUUAUGUAUAAAUCAUCAUUUUUGUUUCCAAAUGACAUUGAAGCUGAAUUUCGUUGGUCACCUCCUCUUCAUAUCAACGGAAUUCUUUUGGGUUACCAAAUCAACUGUUGGCAUAUGAAGGAAAAUAAGAGUACAUCACUUUGUCAUAAUGUUACUGUUGAUGGUAGUAUAUUAAAAUAUAAAUUAAAAAAUCUACUACCAAAUUGUACUUAUUCUUUUCAGGUAGCAGCAUAUAAUGUUAUAGGAAUUGGAACAUUUAGUGACAUUGUCAAAACUCAUACUUCACAAGAAAAUCCAAUACCAAAACUUUUACUUGUCAAAACUGAUACUGUUGAAAUGACUGAUCUUGAUACAGCUGAAGAGCAUUUGCUAUCUAAUAAAAUUAUAGAGCCAGUUGCUGUUACAUAUUUAGCAAAAGAUGAUAAAAUUUUUUGGUUAGAUAAAAAUAGAGCUCUGAUGUCUUCUCAUAUGGAUGGCAGCAAUACAGCUCUGAUUCAUUCAUUAUCAUCACCAGGAACAAGUUUAACCAUUGAUUGGAUUGGAAGGUAUUUAUAUUGGGCUGAACAUGAAAAUAAUUAUUAUGAUUCUAUUUGGAAACUGGAUAUAACUUCAUCACAAGCUCCGCAUUUCAUAUUAAAUUAUUCUUCUACAAUAGAUUCAAUAGAAGUGGAACCUUUUACUAGAAAAUUAAUAUGGUCUGCAAUGAAACAAGAUAAAUAUAAUUUAAUGAGAAGUGAUACCAAUGGACAAAAUAUAGAAAAUUUUUUCUCAUUAAGUAAUAAUUGUCAUUCAUCAAAAUCUGAUAUACAAAGAAAUCAAAUUGGACAUUCCUAUAAUUGUUCAUCAUCAUUGUUUGUUAGAAGAGCAUUCACAAUAGACAGAUCAAAUAUAUCUCAUCCAGAAUUGCUUUGGGUUGAUGGAAAUGAUGGACAUAUUUGGGCAUCUGAUCUAAAUGGUUGCAAUUGCCGAAUUUUAGUUAAUGCUAAUGAAAAUAAAAAUAUUGGAUUACCUCCAACUUCUAUUACUGCUGAUACAACAGCAAUCUAUUGGUUCAAUAAUGAGUCAGGUGGAAUAUAUAGCAUGAAUAAGAAUUCUAAGUUUCAAAAUCCACCAACUCCUCCUCCUAAACUACCUACUUCAGCUUCACAAAAAAGAAGAUUUCAAUUGAUCAAGGAAAUUCAGGGUGUUAAGCAAAUAUAUGCAAUUGGUUCACAUCUUCAGUCUUAUCCAGAUAUAAAGUGCCUAUAUCCAUCUGAAAGUGGAAUCCCUCAGUUAUUAGAUAGUUCUUUUAAUUCAUUAAAGUUACAAUUACCUUUAAUUUCACAUUCUAAAGAUUGUACAGAUAUAUCUUUACCUACGUUUCAAUAUACAAUAUAUUAUAGUGAAGUCAAUAAAUUCAAUAAGAUAAUAAAUUGUGAAUUUAAUAUUUCACAUUGUAUUAUUAUGAAAACAUAUGAUGAUAUAAUUGUGCUUACUGGAUUAAAACCAUUUACAACAUACAUGAUACAAGUAGCAAUUAAUAAUUAUUAUAAUAAAGGAAAUAUUACUCUUGGACCAACUGUUACAUAUCAAACAAAAGAAGGAGUUCCAAGUGCACCUGAUAAUAUAAUUGUGGUUCCAGUAUCACCUGAGCAGUUGGAUGUUUAUUGGAACCCUUCUAUCAGAUUUAAUGGUAAAUCAGUUUCUUAUGAAGUUCGUUGGAAAGUAGAUUACUCUGGUGAUCAGUUUAAUUUAGACACACAUGCAAGAAAAGCCCACGAGAAAUGCAUGAUGAAACUUAAAAAUCUUUUGCCUGGAACUAAAUAUUACAUAGUGGUUAGAGCAUAUUCUUCUGGUGAAGAUUUAUAUAAUGAUAGUCAAGAAGUAACUGCAAAAACUUAUGAUCAGCCUAAUAAUUUAACUUUAUUGGAAACAAAUGAAGAGAAUUUGAAAUUUUCUUGGCUUUCUCCCUCAGAUGGAGUUAUUCAGCAUUCGUUAGAAAUAACUGAAUUACCUGAUUUUAAUUGGCAUGAAGUGUUAAAACAAGAAACUUCUGAAGAAACUGUUUACAACUUUACUAUAGAAAAUUUAUAUCCAAGAACAAAAUACAGUGUCAGAUUGGUACUUACUUAUGUUGAAAAUAAUGUUUCUUAUGUUUGGCCUAAAGAUACACAGAUUAUAUAUGAAACAUUGGGCAAAAGUCCUAACAUACCAGGAAUUCCUUAUGUUCAAAAUGUAGGAAGAGAUCUUUAUCAAGUUGUAUGGACAGAACCAUUUCCCUUUGAUGAAAAUACUAUAUAUCAUUUAGAAAGCAAGAUAUUUAAAGAAGAUGAAUCAGAUUAUUCACAAUGGAAAUUAGUAUAUAAUGGAACAGUCAAUCAAUGGUUAACUGAAAAUUUGCUUCCCAAAUUUUAUUAUCAGUUCAGAGUACAAGCAAUAAAUGAUUAUGGAGAAAGCAAUUUUAGUAAUGCAAGUCAACCAUUUAUGGCAUUAAAUAGUAUAGCUCUAGCUAAUCAAACAAAUGGACAAAUUACAGUUAUACUUGCUUCCAUUUUACCAACUUUAUUUUUUAUUGCAAGCUCUCUUGGAAUAGUAGGAUAUAUAAGAGUUUGUCUAAAUAAUAAUCCCAAUUUUAUAAUUUUGGAACUAAUGGAAGGAGGAGAUCUACUGACUUAUUUGCGUUCACAUAGACCAUCAAUUUUUACAUCUAAUCCAUUAAAUCUGGAAGAUCUACUUUCAAUAUGUGUUGAUGUAGCAAAAGGUUGCAAAUGCUUGGAAGAAAUGCAUUUUGUACAUAGUUUCAGUAAUUUCAAGCAUGAACAUAUAUUACAAUUAUUAGGAGUUUGUCUAAAUAAUAAUCCCAAUUUUAUAAUUUUGGAACUAAUGGAAGGAGGAGAUCUACUGACUUAUUUGCGUUCACAUAGACCAUCAAUUUUUACAUCUAAUCCAUUAAAUCUGGAAGAUCUACUUUCAAUAUGUGUUGAUGUAGCAAAAGGUUGCAAAUGCUUGGAAGAAAUGCAUUUUGUACAUAGGGAUUUAGCAGCCCGCAAUUGUUUAGUAUCAAGCCAUGAUCCUUUUACAAGAAUUGUAAAGAUUGGAGAUUUUGGUUUAGCUCGAGAUAUAUAUAAAAAUGAUUAUUACCGGAAAGAAGGAGAAGGCUUAUUACCAGUUAGAUGGAUGGCACCUGAAUCUUUGGUGGAUGGAGUAUUUACUAAUCAAUCAGAUGUGUGGGCAUUUGGUGUUCUUUUAUGGGAAGUUAUGACAUUAGGUCAACAGCCAUAUCCAGCUCGUACUAAUUUAGAAGUACUGCAUUAUGUUAGAAUUGGUGGACAAUUAGAUAAACCUCAGAAUUGUCCAGAUGAUCUUCAUCAGUUAAUGGUUAUGUGCUGGAGUUAUUAUCCAGAAAAUCGUCCUACUUUUGAUUACUGUUUAGAAAAAUUGAAAGAAUUACAUAGGAAGUCUACAAGUGCUUCUCAUAUAGAUUCUGUACAUAAUCAUAAUUAUUUAGGACAUAUACAUAAUGGUGGCAUAGAGAACUUAGCUUAUCUUGAAGAUAUUCAUCAUAAUCAUCAACCUCAUCAUCAGUCCACUCAAGGUGGCAUAGAGAACUUAGCUUAUCUUGAAGAUAUUCAUCAUAAUCAUCAACCUCAUCAUCAGUCCACUCAAGAAAAUCGUCCUACUUUUGAUUACUGUUUAGAAAAAUUGAAAGAAUUACAUAGGAAGUCUACAAGUGCUUCUCAUAUAGAUUCUGUACAUAAUCAUAAUUAUUUAGGACAUAUACAUAAUGGUGGCAUAGAGAACUUAGCUUAUCUUGAAGAUAUUCAUCAUAAUCAUCAACCUCAUCAUCAGUCCACUCAAGGUGGCAUAGAGAACUUAGCUUAUCUUGAAGAUAUUCAUCAUAAUCAUCAACCUCAUCAUCAGUCCACUCAAGAUGAUUAUUCAACAAAGUUUGGAAGAGACAGGGAUGUGGAUACUUGGAGCACCUGUAGUGUUCCAUUACAGAUAACAAAUGAUUUGGGUGACACAAAUAAAUUAAAGAGAUCCUCUUCUGUUAAUCACCCCCCUCUUCAGAAUAUUUCUUCAAAUAUAUUUUCGAUUACUGAAAAAGUAAAUAGACAGUGUAAUGGUUUCCAUCCACCAAAAUAUCUUGAAAUAUUAGCAGAUACAGAAGAUAUCACAGAUGCAGAUGGAUAUGAAAUGCCAUUACCACCAUUCCCAUCUAAACGAAGAUUACAAAACAAGAAAGUUUUGGAAAAUAAACAGCUUCCAUCUUCAAAAACUUUACCAACAUGUUCAAAUGUCAAUAUUCAAAAUUUGGUGCCGUGUGUUGACACCAACAGUUUAGCAGAUUUGUUAAAUCUGCCAUGUCCACCUCCACCUUAUGCUCCUAUGGAUCCAAAAUUUAUUUUAAAUUUUGACAAUAAUGGAGAUAAAAGUGCUUGCCUCAGCAAUGGUGAUAGUUUCUAUGAAACUGAACAAUUACAUUCACCGACAGUGACAUCAGCUUUGCUAAAGUCAAAAUAUUCAGGUAAUGGUAGUUUCUCAGAAAAGAAAAUUAAUAAUGAUGAUAGAGACAGAUGGUCUGAUUCUACCAUACCUUGUCCAAGUGAGAUCAAUUCAAUAUUGGACGAUAUAAAUAACAGUGGUAUAUCUACACUAUCGGAGAUCUCUGGAAUUGAAUUAAAUUACGCACCUCACUCGUCUUGGUGCUGACAGUUAUAUUUUUGUGCCAGUUUAAAAAUUAAUACUUGUUAAUAUUGUAAAUAAUCAUUAAUUCUUAUGUAACAAAAUUAUCAUUUUUUAUGAAUGAGAUUGAAAUGAUUU